Bombina bombina (fire-bellied toad) is the source of this 933-nucleotide messenger RNA. RefSeq names its product bolA family member 3 (gene BOLA3). Bases 165 to 488 code for a protein of 107 amino acids. The transcript has 5 exons. Lineage: Eukaryota; Metazoa; Chordata; Amphibia; Anura; Bombinatoridae. The record is from RefSeq and is a predicted model, not a curated record.
CGUCAUAUGAUAGCGACGUGGAUGCAUGCUUGAUGUGUGUUGACAUUGAGAUACUGCACUGGACAUGAUGAGUUUUCGGACUGUGUUUGCAACUGGGUAUUUGGUUUCAAGAACAUCUAGGAUGCAUUUAAUAAGAGAGGAGCAAUAAAGUGUAGACCUACAAGAUGCUUGUAGAGACAGAUAAAUGUUCUGUUGCAUUCACCCUACAGAGUUCUCUCUCCUACAACCUGAGCAGGUCAUUUGCUUCCAAGACAGAUGGAGAAAAUAAAAUAACACAAGUUCUGAAGGAUAAGUUUCCACAGGCCACAAAUGUGAGAGUGGUUGAUAUUUCAGGGGGCUGUGGGGCAAUGUACGAAAUCCACAUAGAGUCGGUAGAUUUCAAAGAAAAACGGACAGUACAACAGCAUCAAAUGAUUAAUGAUGCACUACAAGAAGAGAUCAAAUCAAUGCACGGACUAAGGAUAUUUACUUCUGUUCCAAAACACUGAAAUCUGCAAUCUGCUUGUAAUUUAUAUUUUUAGCUUCCUGAUAGAGAUUGUGUCACUUUAAAUGCAAACAAAAUGCAAAUUGUAAACUAAGAAACAUUUGACUUUUGUUUUAAUAUUUAAAAUAUUUACUGGAGAUUUUAACUGAUUUCCUUCAUUCCUCCAAAGAGAAGUCAGAAUAAUGCUCCAAUAAGUAUAACAGACGUUAUUUCCUCCUAAGUGCAGGGACAAGAAUUGAAGUGCCUAAGAGUGAUUGCACGUGGAUACCAUGUUGUAUUUCUGUAGUAAUUUAAAGCAAGUACAGAUUAUGGUUAUUUUUGUAAUUAUUAUGAUUUCAGUUAAGUUGCCACUUCAAAUGUGCUGAAUAUGUUUGUAGAAAGGAAAACAAAGCCAUGUUAUGUAGCAUUGGUUUCAAACCUCAAUAAAAAUUGUCCCCAUCAAAAAAUUA